Messenger RNA from Aspergillus affinis, 1101 nucleotides. RefSeq lists its product as uncharacterized. Bases 1 to 1101 code for a protein of 366 amino acids. The record is from RefSeq and is a predicted model, not a curated record. The transcript has a single exon. Lineage: Eukaryota; Fungi; Ascomycota; Eurotiomycetes; Eurotiales; Aspergillaceae.
AUGAAGCUCUCUACUUUGGCCUUCCUCGCCUGGGCAGCAUGUGCCGCUGCCACCCCCGUUAGCCCUAUCCACCAGCGCGGCUUGGAGCACCACAAAUGUGACUGCGAAAAGGAUAUCGAGGUGCCUCACGAGCCCUCUCACCCUGAGCCUGAGCCCGCCCCUGCUCCUGAGCCUGCCCCAGAGCCUGUGCCGGAACCUGUUCCCGAACAGCCUGCUCCCGCCCCCGAGCCCGCUCCGGAACCUGCUCCCGGUCCCGGUCCCGCCCCCGAACAACCCGCUCCCGCUCCUCAGCCCGCUCCCGCCCCCGAGCCCAAGCCCGAAGAGCCCAAGGAGGGCUGCGACGAGAACGGCUGCCGGGGCACCGGUCAUCUCAUCCAGGAUCUCGGCCACCCCACCAACAAGCUGCUGCACGUCGUCGGUCUGCACGCCGAGGAACUCCUGAUCAAGCUCAGCCCCGGCGUUGAGGGUCUUCUCAGCGGUCUUGGCCUCGGUGUCCUUGGCAAGCCCGUCGGAUCGAUCAUCAAGGAGGCUUCCAGCAUUGGCGAGCUCGUCGCUGACCUUGGCGACCCCAUCGAAUGCCUACUUGUCGUGCUCGGCCAGGACACCGGCUACCUGCUCAUUCAGCUUGAGGAUCCUGUCAGCGGCCUGCUUUCCGGUCUGGGUCUCAAGUCCAUCGCCGGCCCCGUCGGCCAGGUCGUCGGAACUGUUGGCGAGCACCUCAAGCGUGGCGAGCCCGUCAAGGAGGACGGUCUCCUUGAGGAUGUCGCUCCCGUCGUCAACUGCCUGCUCCAGAUCAUCGGCAUCGACUCCAAGAUCCUCCUCGUUGAGCUGAGCGGCCCCGUCGCGGAAGUCUUCAACGGACUCGGCCUGAAGGCCAUCGGCGGCCCCAUCGGUCAAGUUAUCGAGGCUGCCGGUGAGGUUGGCGAGCUUGUCAAGGACCUGGGCCCCGUCGUCGAGUGCCUGCUUACCAUUAUCGGCUAUGACGGCGGUGUGCUUCUCAUCGAGUUGUCUGACCCUGUCGCCGACCUCGUGUCUGGUCUUUUGCCCGAAAUUGGCGAGCCUGUCGGCAAGGUCGUCAAGGUGUUGGGUGAGAAUCUAUAG